AUGUUAUUUAUAAAACGAUCAGGUAAACACAUAACAAUUGCUCAAGUGUAUGUAGAUGAUAUCGUUUUUGGAUCCACACAACCAGGAGAGACAGACCAGCUAGUCAAGGUAAUGCAACAGGAGUUUGAAAUGAGCAUAAUAGGUGAACUAACCUAUUUUCUUGGAUUACAAGUGAGUCAAACUAAAGAAGGGAUUUUUAUUUCACAAGAAAAAUAUGCGAAAAAUCUUCUUCUAUCCAAAUUUGGGCUUGAAUCUGCAAAAGAUGCUCGUACUCCAAUCUCUACGACUUCAAAAUUGCUCAAAGAUGAAAAAGGAACGUCUGUAGACUCUACUAUGUACAGAAGUAUGAUAGGCAGUCUACUAUACUUAACAGCUAGUCGGCCAGAUAUUAUGGAUACAGUGAUGCUGACUGGGCAGGAAAUGCUGACGACAGAAAAAGUACAUCAGGCGGAUGUUUCUUUAUCGGAAAAAAUCUAG
Messenger RNA from Ipomoea nil (Japanese morning glory), 477 nucleotides. RefSeq lists its product as uncharacterized. The record is from RefSeq and is a predicted model, not a curated record. The coding region runs from base 1 to 477 and encodes 158 amino acids. The transcript is spliced from 2 exons. NCBI's taxonomy places the organism in Eukaryota, Viridiplantae, Streptophyta, Magnoliopsida, Solanales, Convolvulaceae.